Messenger RNA from Austrofundulus limnaeus, 927 nucleotides. Its product is annotated as cathepsin D. The record is from RefSeq and is a predicted model, not a curated record. Lineage: Eukaryota; Metazoa; Chordata; Actinopteri; Cyprinodontiformes; Rivulidae. Gene Ontology annotation, molecular function: aspartic-type endopeptidase activity. Gene Ontology annotation, cellular component: lysosome. Gene Ontology annotation, biological process: proteolysis.
AUUUGUGGAGCCGCCUCUGUGCGCGGGGCAGGCAGGCACGUGACGGUGACUCGCUCGGCUGCAGUCAGCUGAUAAAAGUGCUCUGUUUAUCCACAACAAGCUGAAGAAGUGCGCAGUCAUUGUGUGCCUGUAGUUCUGAAUCUGGUCCAAAAUGAAGAGCUUGUUUCUGUGCGUGUUGGCCGUGCUGGCUGUGACUAACGACGCCGUGGUUCGAAUUCCUCUGAAGAAGUUCCGUUCAAUCAGACGAGAGCUGACGGACUCGGGGAGAAGAGUCGAGGAGAUUCUGCUCAACAAACACUCCCUUAAGUACAACCUGGGCUUCCCCUCCAGUAACAGCCCCACUCCAGAAACUCUCAAGAACUACCUCGAUGCUCAGUAUUAUGGAGAGAUCGGUUUGGGCUCUCCACCUCAGCUCUUCACGGUGGUGUUUGACACGGGCUCGUCCAACCUGUGGGUUCCUUCUGUUCACUGCUCCCUGCUGGACAUCGCGUGCUUGCUUCACCACAAAUACAACGCUGCUAAAUCCAGUACGUACGUGAAGAACGGCACCUCCUUCGCCAUCCAGUACGGAUCUGGCAGUUUGUCGGGAUACCUCAGUCAGGAUACGUGCACUAUAGGUGAUAUUUCUGUGACGAACCAGAUCUUCGGUGAAGCCAUCAAACAGCCUGGUGUAACCUUCAUCGCAGCAAAGUUUGAUGGGAUCCUUGGCAUGGCUUACCCCAGGAUCUCUGUGGACGGGGUGGUUCCAGUGUUUGAUAACAUCAUGAGCCAGAAGAAAGUGGAUAAGAACAUCUUCUCUUUCUACCUAAACAGGAACCCUGAGACUCAGCCCGGCGGGGAACUGCUGCUGGGAGGAACUGACCCCAAAUACUACAGCGGUGACUUCCACUACGUCAACAUCACCCGCCAGGCCUACUGGCAGAUCCA